CCUCGACCUCACCUCUGUCUUGCCAUCAAUCUUGGAUUGCUUUCUAACAUCUCCGAUAUUAGCGCUCUAGCCUGUCUUUAUGACUGCCAAUCUUCGAAAAGUCGCACUCGUUGGGGGCUCCGGCCAGCUCGGGCCAUACCUCCUCAAGGCCUUGCAGGCGGAUCCAGCUUUUGAGGUGACCGUGGUUUCACGCCAAAGCUCAACGGCCAGUUUCCCCCCGAACACCAGUAUCGUCAGAGUCAGCGACAGCUACCAAAAGAACGAGUUUCUCGACGUCUUUAAGGGCCAGGAUGCCGUAGUGCUAUCGUUGAACUUCCCCGCCGAGCAACAGCAUCACAACAUGCUUGUGGACGCAUCGGUGGAGGCUGGGGUCAAGCGGCUGAUUCCUUCAAUAUGGAGCGGCAGGCUUGAUAUCCCCGAGGUGCGGCAGAUCUUCCCCCUCGCAGCCUCAAAGGCGGGCUUGCUUGAAUAUGUCAAAUUUAAGGAGGGAUCAGCCCCGGGUUGGAGCUACACGGCUGUGGUCUGUGGCCCUUUCCACGACCUCUGCGUGCGCACCAACUUCUACGACAUGGACCCUAGGUCGCACUCGGCUACGAUUUGGGAUGACGGAAACGCGAAAUUCUCCGUUACCACUCAUGACACGAUAGGUCUCGCCGUCACGAAGAUCCUCCGCAAGCCAUCGGAGACGGCAAACAGGACGGUCUAUAUCUCCUCCUUCGAGACGUCCAUGAACGAGCUGCUAGCUGCUUACAAAUCGGCCACCGGGGUUCCGGAGUGGAAAGUCACCCAUGGAGACGUUGAGCAGGGCAUUAAGGAGGCACAGGAAGUCAUCACGUCUUCGGAGAACUUUAUGGACCGAAUGCAAGCAAUCGGCCGUUUGGGUCUCCUUGUCGGUCUUAAGGAGGGUCUAGGAGGCGACUUCGUCGCUGAAGGCUUGUCAGACAACGAGCUGCUCGAGCUGCCGCGCAAUGAUGUGACGGAGACGGUAAUGAAACUCUUGAACGUUUGACUCUCUUCGAAUGUUAAUUCUAAAGGGAAGCUUUGAGAAGCGUACUUGAUCAGCGGAUGGAAAUCUAGAUAUUAUUUGAGUCUGAGAAAGAUAUCGUCGACUUUGCCAAUUGCUUGCGUACAAUAAUGAUAUUUAC
Messenger RNA from Trematosphaeria pertusa, 1145 nucleotides. Its product is annotated as NAD(P)-binding protein. The transcript is spliced from 3 exons. NCBI's taxonomy places the organism in Eukaryota, Fungi, Ascomycota, Dothideomycetes, Pleosporales, Trematosphaeriaceae. Gene Ontology annotation, molecular function: oxidoreductase activity. The record is from RefSeq and is a predicted model, not a curated record. Bases 80 to 1009 code for a protein of 309 amino acids.